AGUAACCAGGUCAUAAAUACGCUUAAAAAAAAGUAAGGUAAUGGCGGGAAAACAAAAUACGUAGGUAAUGCGGUUAAAGUGAUUUCAGUGUAGAUACGCGUGAACAUUAUACAACAGCAUUGUUUUAAAAAUGUCAGCUACGGCCACAUUGCAGUCUCAGGCGGUAACCGAAUGGGUCAAAUUAUUCCCUCGCACGGUAACUGAAACGUAUACGAGUUCAGUGACCUUUAUGAAACAGCUGACUGUCAUAGCGGUCAGUACCGUCACGUACUUGAAGAAUGUCUUCCCUGAAGACAGUUACACGCAGGAAACCUUUGGUGGUAUCAAGUUGAGGGUCUUGAAGAACAAGUGUAGUGAUGAACUGGCCCAGUUCGUUAGUACAGCUUUGACGCAGGCUUUCGAAGCUUUUGAUAAGAAAUACCUCCAUCAACUGGCACUGUGUUUUUACGAAGGCGAAUGUAAAGUAGAAAAUCUCAUAGAAUAUCACAUUUUCGAGUACUCUUACAACCCUGAUGGGGUGACCAUGGACGUGCACUCCACAAGCCGGGACAGCGUUAGACGUUCCACGAGAUAUUCCUUCGAUAACGUCAGAGAGAGGACCAUACACUUGAUUAGGGCUUGUGUGGUCAUAAUGCAAGCGUGUCAGAACGAGCUGCCCUCGACCUAUGACGUCAGCUUGAGACUGUAUUAUAAUGAUGAGACUCCCGAGGGUUACCAAGCCCCGGGGUUUCUCUCUACGUUGGAGUCGGAGGACCACCUGGCCCCGUCGUACGGCGACGCGGUGAAGCUCGGCUCCGUCGAGACUCCCUACCACCGGCUCGUGGCCCGCAGCUACAUGAAGGAGUCCAUGCUGUCCAGUCGAGAGGCUCUCCCCUCGCAGCACGCACCGGUGAUGACGCAAAAUGAAGAAGACGAUUUCGGAUCGGAGCAACACAGCACGGGGACGGAUGCGGAAGCGCAGGUUCGAUGCCCGUGCAAUAAGCAAGACGCCGACGACGCGGCACUGCUCACCUGCGGCUACUGCAAGAAGUCUCAGCACGCGGCUUGCUUCGGCGUGCGGGAGGAGGCCGCGCCCCGCCUGCCCCGCCACUGCUGCGCGGACUGCGCCGACAGGGACGCCGCCAGGAGCCCUACUGACGCCGCCCUGGCUGACCUCACUGCCAAGAAGAGAGAGUGUCUGUGCAUCUUCCGUCGCGCGCUGAGCUGGUGCGGGCGCGCCUCACAGCUGCGCGCCGGGGAGCUGGCGGACCGCUUCCAGCUGUCGCCACUCAACGCGCUUAAACUCAUGAAGCUCCUGCACUCGCAUGGCGUUAUAGAAGACCCGGGAACUGAUUUGGCAACACCACGGCAGAUAAUUAAAGAUGAAUUAAAAAACGUUAUGAGCAAAUUCUUUAAAACGAAUGAAUCGAAUAUCGUCGAACGAUUGUUGGCCGAAACAUUGUCUCAAGGGAGCCAAUCCGACCCGGUGGGAGACGUCCUAAGUCCUUUGGAAAAAAUUAACUUGCAAAAUACGUCUACAUUGGGUAGAGUUGUUCAAGCCGAAGCACCUUCGACUACAGAAGAUUCAACUCUAAAGCAAUACAGGGAUGCGAUAUUAUUCAAUGACAAUAUGGAAGAGUUACCCCUUAGUGGAAAUCAUAAUCCUAUUCAGGAUAUGACAAAUAUCGGGAAACGCACGACUAAAAGAAAAAGUACAGAUAAAGCUAAAAGAACUGGCGUCAAAACUAAGAGGGCUAGAGCGGACAAAGAGAACAAUUAAUUAAAACUAAGCCGAAAUUGGCUUAAAUAACUUCCCAAAUUUCUUUCUUUUUUUUUUCAAUAAAAAGGAAUUAGUUUUGUUUUUUAGUUAAAAUUGUUGUUAAAAUUGUUUUUCCACUUGUGUCUUUAUCUAGAGCAGAUUAGAAAAACUGCGAAUGAUUGUAUAUUUAUACAUUAUUCGUUUGUCAAUUUAGUUCAUUAUUUCUGAUGAAGUAAAGUUUUAUGUUCCGAAAGCGUUUUAUUUGUCGUUUCAAUCAGAGGAUCUAAAAAAUGAUAACGAUUUGUCCGGCUCUUAAUUUUCAUAUUACAUUAAUUAGAAGUAAGCAAUUUAAAAUAUUUAGUCAAAUAAAUACUUUAAAUUUUUGUGUAUUAGAUGAAUAGGCUAUUUUUAUGUACCCUAUUUUUUUUUCUAUUCAUCUCUAAGUAUGCCAAUUUCUUUCGAAGAGAGUUUAAUUUAUUUUUUUAAUUACAUACUUUGAUUGAA
Molecule: messenger RNA, 2242 nt
Organism: Bombyx mori (domestic silkworm)
Lineage: Eukaryota; Metazoa; Arthropoda; Insecta; Lepidoptera; Bombycidae
Exons: 9
Coding region: 131-1759 (542 amino acids)
Source: RefSeq, a predicted model, not a curated record